This is a messenger RNA of Ictidomys tridecemlineatus (thirteen-lined ground squirrel), 1088 nucleotides long. Its product is annotated as 2-acylglycerol O-acyltransferase 2-B. Gene Ontology annotation, cellular component: endoplasmic reticulum membrane. The record is from RefSeq and is a predicted model, not a curated record. Gene Ontology annotation, biological process: triglyceride biosynthetic process. Gene Ontology annotation, molecular function: diacylglycerol O-acyltransferase activity. Lineage: Eukaryota; Metazoa; Chordata; Mammalia; Rodentia; Sciuridae.
UGUAGAUUGUCCCUAUGUGACUCCCCUCUGCGGAAUGGAGGCCUCUCCCAGCCUCCUUUGCCGGAGUCUCCAAGCAUUCGCGGUCCUGCAGUGGGUCUUCUCCUUCUUGGGACUGGGCUCCGUGUGCCUGGUGGCCCUGCUCCUGGCUCUCCUAGGCCGGGCCUGGGUCCUGGUUGUCUUUUACCUGAUCUGGCUCUAUGGAGACAGAAGCACACCCAGGGCUGGCGGCCGGCGCUCAGCCUGGGUCCGCAACUGGGCCAUCUGGAGACAUUUCCGUGACUACUUCCCCAUAUCGCUAGUCAAAACCGCAGAGUUGGACCCCUCCCGGAACUACCUCUUUGGCUUCCACCCUCACGGAGUCCUGGUGGUGGGGGCCUUUGGCAACUUCUGCACCGAGGCCACAGGUUUCUCCCGCCUCUUCCCUGGCCUCAGGCCACACCUGCUCAUGCUGCCCUGCUGGUUCCAAAUCCCUAUCUUCCGGGACUACAUCAUGACCAGCGGAUUGGUCUCCUCUGACAAGGCCAGUGUUUCCUAUCUGUUGUCCCGUCCUGGGGGCGGCCAGGUGGCCGUCCUGGCCGUGGGAGGGCCCCUGGAAGCGCUGGAGGCAAAACCCGGAGCCUUGAGCUUGCGGAUUCGGAAGCAGAAGGGAUUCGUCAAGGUGGCCCUGGAACACGGGGCCUCGCUGGUGCCUGUCUUCUCGUUUGGGGAGAAUGAGCUCUUCCGGCAGUUCCCGAACCCCCGGGGCUCGUGGGUGCGGAGGGCGCAGGAAGCGCUGCAGUCACUGCUGAGCGUGGCCCUGCCGCUGUUCCACGGCCGCCUGGGCCUCCUGAUGCCCUUCCGCUCGCCCAUCCACACCGUCGUGGGUGCAGCGAUCCCAGUGCAGCGAAGCCCGCGGCCCAGCCGGGCGCAGGUGGACGCGCUGCACACGCUCUACGUGGAGCGCCUCACGCAGUUGUUUGAGGAGCACAAGGAGCGCUAUGGAGUCCCCGCAGACAGGCACCUCGUCCUCACUUAGGCGCGCCCUGCUGGCCCUGCCUUUUCCCCUCGGUGACCGCAGGUGGGGGAGUGGAAUUAAAAAUUGGAACAGA